GGUCUUUAGGCCAGGUUCCUUCUCAUUUGCAUCUGCUUGGCGUCCUCUCAUCUCAUUCCAUCUCGUCAUCUUCACAGUUACAGAACCUGGACCAGCCUGUGAAUGACUCCUUUUGAAAGUUUUGAAACAUGGAUGAAAGUUGUUUCAUGUUCGCAAUCGUUAAGAGAAGAAGUAUGGUUUUAAUCUAGACUUGCAUCCAAUUUACCAAAGAGAGUUGAGGGGCCUGAAGGAAUUUACAGUCCCAAUCCAGGAAUAAGUUGUCCCGUCCGCUCUUUACAGGAGGGAAGUAAAAGGGGAGCACGGCGGCGCAUUAUGUGCCUUGAAAUGCAUUAGGAAGAAAUUCAGAUGCAAUAGUUAUUUUGAAUCCAUAUGGACUGUAGCCUAGCAUUUCAACAACAUUUCAUGGUCGAUUUUCCUGUUGUCCCGGGUUUGUAGAUGAACACUUCUCCUUCGAAUGCAUUUCCAUCUGCACCCGCUUCUUCUUGCUCUUAAAUCAUUCCAAUAUUAUUUUUAUUUUAUUUUCUUUUAUUUUUAAUUUUAGAUUUUGUUUUUUCACUGGAAUGAGAGUUGCAAACCUAGUAAUAUCUAGUAACUUGGGUGCUACAUAUGAUCCAUAUGUCCCUCCCACUUACUGUUGUAAAAGGCUUUAGUUAUUCUUGCACUCUUUGCAUAUUGGGUGAUUUAUGAUUCUCUCAAGAUUGUUGCUUGUGGCUUGAUAUGACAGAAAAAAAGAUAGAAUUAUUGCUGAAGCCGUGCUCAGCAGGGAUUGCAGGAAUAACAGUCAGAGACACUGCGGGUCGUGUUCCUUGUAGCCUCCUAUGCCUUCCAGCCCUACUGGGAAGAACCCUCUGCUCUUGCCAAUUAAUCAUGUCAUUUCCCAUCUUACUUUUAGAGGAUAUGUUCGAUGCUUCUCCCACCUGUCUAGUUUUUUCCUUGUGAAUCAUUCCGGUGAUACUUGUGAAAAGAGUUCAGACCAAAAAUGUACAGAUUUGAAAAGAGACCCUGAUCUUGAUCUUCUUCUUGGUAAAAUUUGUGUUGGAAGGAGUGAGGAUGAAGUCUAUCAGUUCCUCAUGCAAGACCCUGGUUGUAAUGCUACGAAGAUUACUCAUCAACUCAUCAAUAAGCUGCUGAAUAGGUUCACAGACGAUUGGAGGUCGGCACUGGGUGUAUUUAGAUGGGUGGAAUCACAUUGGGCAUAUAAGCCGUUACCAGAGGCUUAUGAUAAGGUGGUGGACAUAUUGGGGAAAAUGAAACAGAUGGAGAAGAUGCUUUCUUUUGUGGAAGAAAUGAGAAGGGAUCGGCUUGUCUCACUUAAUACCAUCGCCAAGGUUAUGAGAAGAUUUGCUGGUGCAGGGCAGUGGAAAGAUGCGAUACUUAUAUUUGAUGAGUUGGAAAAGUUCGGCCUGAAGAAGAAUACAGAAUCUAUGAAUUUGUUACUUGAUACACUUUGCAAGGCGAAGAAAGUUGAGCAGGCUCGUGAUAUAUUCUUGAAGCUUAAAUCUCACAUGCCCCCAAAUGAACAUACUUUUAACAUCUUUAUUCAUGGUUGGUGCAACAUUAAUAGGGUUGAGGAGGCACACUGGACAGUUCAAGAGAUGAAAGGGGAUGGUUGCCGCCCUUCUGUAAUCAGUUACUCGACUAUCAUUCAAUUCUACUGUCAUCAAUACAAUUUUGUUAGGGUGUACGAGCUGCUUGAUGAUAUGAAAGCUCAAAAUUGCAUCCCAAAUGUAGUGACUUACACCACAAUCAUGCAUUCUUUGACAAAGUCGAAUGCAUUUGAGGAAUCCUUGAAGAUGGCUGAGAAAACGAAGGCAGUAGGCUGUGAACUCGACACUCUCUAUUUCAAUGUGUUGCUUCAUACAUUAGGGAGGGCUGAUCGAGUGGAUGAGGCUAUUUAUAAUUUUAAGGUGGAAAUGCCCGGGAGGGGGAUCGUUCCCAAUGUGUCAACGUACAAUACCAUGAUUGCUUUGCUCUGUCAUCAUGAACAAGAAGAAGUAGCUUUAGAAUUUCUCGGGGAUAUGGAAAAUUCACCAUACUGUAAGCCUGAUCUUCAGACAUACAUUCCUUUGCUGAAGUCAUGCUUUAAAGCUGGGAAGAAAGACAGUUGCUUGAACAAAUUGUUGCAUGAUAUGUCCAAUAAGCAUCAUUUGUGUUUUGAUUUGUCAACUUAUGCACUUCUGAUCCACGGACUGUGCAAGGCCAAUAAAGCCGAAGAUGCAUAUAAUCUUUUUCUCAAAAUGGUAGCUCAAGACAUUACACCUCGAUAUCUUACAUGUCGUUUGCUCCUGGAGGCAUUGAGACAGAAUGAUAUGUAUGUGGCUGUCGAUAGGGUUGAAGAUUUCAUGAAGAAGAUGAAAUCCUCUAGGAUAUCAACCGUCUUCUGA
Messenger RNA from Oldenlandia corymbosa var. corymbosa, 2384 nucleotides. The record is from the annotation of a GenBank genome assembly. NCBI's taxonomy places the organism in Eukaryota, Viridiplantae, Streptophyta, Magnoliopsida, Gentianales, Rubiaceae.